CCGCCCGGGGCGGCGGGAGGAGGCGGCCGCAGACUUCCUCCUCCUCCUCCUCCUCUUCAUCCUCCUCCUGCUCGUUCUCGCCCUCCUCCUCCCGCCGCUGCCCCGGCCCCGCGCCGCCGCCGCGCCAUGUCCCGGGGCUGCUGAGGGGGACGUGAGGGACGCCAGGACGCCGGGAUGCAGAGCAUCAAGUGCGUGGUGGUGGGCGACGGGGCGGUGGGGAAGACCUGCCUGCUCAUCUGCUACACCACCAACGCCUUCCCCAAGGAGUACAUCCCCACCGUGUUCGACAACUACAGCGCCCAGAACACGGUGGACGGCAGGACUAUAAACUUAAACCUGUGGGACACGGCCGGCCAGGAGGAGUACGACCGCCUGCGGACGCUUUCCUACCCCCAGACCAACGUCUUCAUCAUCUGCUUCUCCAUCGCCAGCCCGCCCUCCUACGAGAACGUCAAGCACAAGUGGUACCCCGAGGUGUGCCACCACUGCCCCAGCGUGCCCAUCCUGCUCGUCGGCACCAAGAAGGAUCUGAGGAACAACCCCGAGACCAUGAAGCGGCUCAAGGAGCAGAACCAGGCGCCCAUCACCACCCAGCAGGGCAUCAGCCUCUGCAAGCAGAUCCGCGCCGUCAAGUACCUGGAGUGCUCGGCGCUCAACCAGGAGGGCAUCAAGGAUGUGUUCACCGAGGCCGUGCGGGCCGUGCUCAACCCCGCCCCGGCCAAGCCCAAGAAGCCCUGUGUCCUCUUGUGACGGGCGGUGAGAGACGAUCCUGCCCUGCCCCGGCCCCGCCGCCCCCGAACACCACGUGCCCCCCGAACACCACGUGCCCCCCGAACACCACGUGCCCCCCGCCCGCCCCGCUGCUCCCCAAGCCUCAGGGGACCGGGGCCGCCAGCCCGAAGCCACCAGCUUUAAUAAUACAGACCUCGUUUGCACUAACUGGCCGCCCGCCCUGGGGGCACCGGGGCUCCCCCAGCCCUCAGGACCCCCCGGCCCCGCGGGCCCCCCGGUCCUGGCUGUCGCGCUCCUUUGGGUGACGCCUCUCCGGCCCUGACACGGCAACGCUUCCUGAGAAGGGGGUGCCCGGGGUGGCCGAACCUGCUCCUGCCCUGAGCACCCCACGGGGACCUGCCAUCCCCACCCCUGCACCAGCAGGGGUGUGGGGGGACCCCCGGCCCCUCUGUGCCAGCCCCAGCGCGUGCCCACCCCGGAGCAUUUCACUGGCACAGCCCUGGCACGGCCUCGUCCUGCUGCAGGGGCAAUGCCAGGGGCUCCUGGGGGCUGUUUGGGGUGACCCCCACGCUGGGGAUGUCCGGCCCUGUGGUGAGCAGAGCUGGUGCAGCCGGAGCAGGAAUUCCUGUGCCGGAGCUCCGCAGGGCAGCGGGACUCUCCUGUAACCAGCUGGCCCCCGAGCUGCUUCUGAAAUAAAGACCCGCCCAUUUCCCCUG
Messenger RNA from Pseudopipra pipra, 1448 nucleotides. It is a transcript of the gene RHOG, whose product is annotated as ras homolog family member G. Gene Ontology annotation, cellular component: cytoplasmic vesicle; cytoskeleton; cell projection. Gene Ontology annotation, molecular function: GTP binding; GTPase activity; protein kinase binding. Gene Ontology annotation, biological process: Rac protein signal transduction; cell chemotaxis; motor neuron axon guidance. NCBI's taxonomy places the organism in Eukaryota, Metazoa, Chordata, Aves, Passeriformes, Pipridae. The coding region runs from base 175 to 750 and encodes 191 amino acids. The transcript is spliced from 2 exons. The record is from RefSeq and is a predicted model, not a curated record.